Setaria italica (foxtail millet) is the source of this 2331-nucleotide messenger RNA. RefSeq names its product putative disease resistance protein RGA1. Lineage: Eukaryota; Viridiplantae; Streptophyta; Magnoliopsida; Poales; Poaceae. The record is from RefSeq and is a predicted model, not a curated record. Gene Ontology annotation, biological process: defense response to other organism. The transcript has 3 exons. The coding region runs from base 1 to 2331 and encodes 776 amino acids. Gene Ontology annotation, molecular function: ADP binding.
AUGAGCCUAUCGAAGGCCAUUGGGGUAAUUAGCGGCAUCAAUGAAUUUGGUAAUUUGUUCCAAGUGGUCAGAUCUGCUGUCUCAUUUAUGCUCUCGCACUUGAGUGGACCAGAGGAGAAAAAACUUAAAGAAGAUGAUGUCCUGCAGUUGCAAAGUGAUCUUCGAUGUCUACGUGAUACUCUACCAGCAAUGUACAACCUCAUAGAUCGAGCAGAAUGGAGGAGCCAUGUACCUUGUGUGGAACAGCUCCUUCCCCAUCUGAAGGAUGCGGUGUAUGAUGCAGAGGACCUUCUGGACGAGUUCGAAUGGUACGAGCUGAAGUUGAAAAUUGAGGGCAAUGCAACCCAGCUUUCUCCUUUCAUUGACUUCUUUCACAACGUCACUCACGGAAGCUUCAACAAAGUUGUCGAUGUCCACAAAAGGCUAAGUAAUCUUUCUAGGCAGAUUGAGAAUAUGGGCUUGCAUGAGGCAACUCCACGGUUUGACAAAUUACUUAGGCCAGUGACCACUUCUUUCCGCACCGAGCCAAAGAUAUUUGGUCGUGACAAGGAACUGGAGGAAGUGAUGAGAUUGCUUGGUGUACCGAACUAUUGUACCCUGUCGUCUUCAAAACGGAAGAGAUCCUCUAAUGCAGCAAGCAACAAACCAAGGAUAACAUCUGUUCCUGUUUUGCCAGUAGUUGGAAUAGGGGGUGUUGGAAAAACUACUCUGGUCCAGCAGAUCACCACACUUCAAAGGGUCAAAUCCCACUUUGACAAAAUCAUAUGGAUUUGCGUGUCCGAUGAAUUUGAUGUGGAGAGGUUUACUAAAGUUCUCAUAAAAUCUCUAUCAGGCGAAGAGGCAACGGCCAACAAUUUAGAUGAUCUUCAACAGGAUCUUGUUGAAAGAGUGCAGGAAAAAAGGUUCUUGAUCAUCCUUGAUGACAUUUGGCCAGAUGCCUUGAAGGAGGACGGGCGGUGUUGGAGGAAAUUUUGUGCACCUCUCACAAAUGUACUUCAGGGAAGUAUGUUGUUGGUGACAACUAGGUUUGCAGAGGUUGCUGAUUUAGUGGGCACAAUGGACUCUUUUGCAUUGGAAGGCUUGAAAGAUGAUGCAUUUUGGAAUUUUUUCAUGCUUUGUGUGUUCGGGUCUGAGGAUUCUCACAUUGAUCCGCAGUUAGAACUAAUUGGUAGAAGCAUACUUCCCAAGUUGAAGGGCACUCCUUUAGCUGCGAAAACUAUUGGAAGGCUAUUACGAAAGAGUCGCAACACUGCACACUGGAAUGAUAUACUAAACAAUGAACUGUGGCAGAUUGAACAAAAGGAGACAGACAUUUUGCCAGCUCUUCGGUUGAGUUAUAUGUAUUUACCAUUCCAUUUGAAAAGAUGCUUCUCGUUUUGCGCUGUAUACCCCAAAGAUUAUAAUUUUCAAAUGGGCAGUCUAGCUGAAAUUUGGGUGGCAGAAGGCUUUGUUGAACCUCAAGGUAGCAUUCCGCUGCAACACAUUGUUUCAAAGGAGGAAUGCUUCAUUGUGAAGAAUGCAAAUGACGUUGAAAAUGUUCCUCAAAGUGUUCGCCAUCUAUCAAUACUAUCAACCAGUCACGUUAAGCCAGCAGGCAUACAGAGCCUAUGGAAGCACACAAAGCUGCGCACCCUACUUUGCAACAAUUACCUGACGAGUAGCAUUCCUACUUCAGUGAUGGACCGUUGGUUUACUGAGCUUAAAUGCUUGCGUGUUGCCUCCAUGUGUACAUUACCACAGAGCAUUGGUAACCAGAAGCAUCUCCGGUACCUUGAAAUCUCUGGAUAUGGCCUUGCCAACAGCCUUCCUUCAUCAUUCUGUAGCCUAUAUAACCUGCAGAUUUUAUAUGCUACGACAUGCACAAUUAAUGAAUUACCAAGAAGCUUCAAUAAGCUGAUCAAUCUGCAAAAGUUCAAAUCAAAUUUUCCUAUAAAAGUGGAAAUUGAUGCUGCAGAGUGGGGAGAGAAAAUUGGGUUGAUAAACAAUUUUAAUCAAACUACAACAGAUUUGAUUAUAUACAAUCUUGGUGCAAUAAGUAAGGAUCAUGCCGCGGAAGCCGAACUUAAGAAAAAGAUACAUCUCAAUAGCCUUACUCUAGGAUGGUCAUCUUUGAUAUGUCCAGAGCACAAUGAGACAGAUGUGAUUGAAGCCCUACAUCCUCCCACCAACAUCAAGUCUGUGUACCUCAAUGGUUAUCCAGGUGAAUGUCUUCCAAGUUUGUUUGCUGAUUUAGCUGCGGUGACAGUGGACAAUAAUAAUGGAAUUGACAAGGCCCAGGGGACAGAGAACCCAUAUCGCUCCACCUUGAUGAUGAUGAAAAAUAAUUCAUAG